Molecule: messenger RNA, 1194 nt
Organism: Closterium sp. Yama58-4
Lineage: Eukaryota; Viridiplantae; Streptophyta; Zygnematophyceae; Desmidiales; Closteriaceae
Source: the annotation of a GenBank genome assembly
AUGAGUUCCUCGCUAGCAACCCCCCCCCCGCUCUGGAUCACCCUCUACCACGUUGUCACCCGCCUCCCUGACUCUCUGCGCCCUGUCAGGGACCAGUUCCUCUCUCGCUCCCCCACUGAGCUCACCAUAGCCCUCCUCGAGAAGGAACUGCUUGCAGCCGAGGCUAGUAUCGUCGCUGUAGGCACCUCUCGUGGCGACCCCCGCGGCCCCUUCUUCGAGGGGUGCUCCCCUUCCCCCCUCCUCCCCUCUGUCGCCUCUGCUGCUGCUGUCGACCUCCUUGGUGCUGAGAAGGUCGGGACUGCGUCUGCUUCAGGCGGACGACGCAGGGGCAGGAGUGGCAGGAGUGGGGGUGGUGGCGGAGGAGGCGGGGGUGGAGGUGGUGGCGGUGGAGGUGCGACUGGAGAGGCUAGUGGCGGCGGUGGUGGAGGUGACAGCGGUGUUGGGAGUGGUGACAGGGGCGGAGGUGGCAGCGGAGGCGGAGGUGGUCGUGGCAGCGGCAGGGGAGGAGGUGGCCGGGGCGGAGGCGGAGGGGGUGGUGGUCGUGGAGGCCCGGGGGGCGGUCAGAGUCAGCAGCCUGCCCCGACCCUUCAGGCCGCCCGUGAGUGGUAUGCGCGGCGCAGCGUCACCUGCCAGUACGUUAUUCGUACAGGUGACCGCACUGGCCAGACGUGUGGGGGGCCGCACCAGACGGAGCGCUGCUUCGCCCGCCUCAACGAUGCGUGGCGCACUCAGUUUCCUGGUGGGGGUGAGCUGCCGCGCUGGGCUGAUCUGCUCAGGAAGGGUGUUGAUAUUUGGGCACUUGACUUUGAUGCUAUUCUCACUGCCAUGUAUGCGAUGUCUAUUAGUGGAGAGGGUGCUCAGUACUUGCGUGUUCCGCCCGACCCGGGCAUUCAGGCCAGCCCCGCUGCUGCUCUAGGUGCUAGUGUGUCUGCUUCCACAGGUACUUCUGCAGCUGCUGCUCUAGGUGCUUGUGCGUCUGUGCCCCCUGGUACUGAGUCGACUGCAGCACUGCACACCUUCACACUGGACUCAGGUGCUUCUCGCUCUUUCUUUCGUGACCGCACUGUCCUUGAGCCUCUAGCUCGGCCGGUUGCUGUCUCUCUUGCUGACCCCUCUGGGGGUCCGGUCCUUGCGACCUCCUCCACCACCCUUCCGUGUCCAGCGGUUCCGUCCGGCACGCUCUCAGGUCUCUAA